Messenger RNA from Trichoderma asperellum CBS 433.97, 1933 nucleotides. RefSeq lists its product as uncharacterized. The record is from RefSeq and is a predicted model, not a curated record. NCBI's taxonomy places the organism in Eukaryota, Fungi, Ascomycota, Sordariomycetes, Hypocreales, Hypocreaceae.
UUUACCACCAUUUGUUCCAACAUCAUCACUGUCAUUUCAGCUAGCGACGCCUGCAGCAACAGUCAGCAACGGCUCGCCCCUCCCACACUCGUCACUGCACUCGCUGCAAGCAACCGUUGGCUUUUAUUCCCCGAUCUAAAUCUUCCCAACGCAGAGGCACAUGCAGCUUCUUAGUACGUCACCGGCGGGUGGACUAUUUUAAACACUCUUCCUACCCAAAAAGGUCCCCGGAGCUGCGUUGGGCAGCCUUCGCACGCAGGCAAAUACCUAUUAACUCUAACUCUUCUCCAUCCUGCACAAUCCACAUAAAUUACGCACUCGGCUCUGUGGCUCAGUGCAAGCCGCUACAAACGUCCCUCAUUCACAGCUCUGCUCAUUCCGUGCUUUACAUCGAGCUUCCUCACCCACGAGCUUCAUCUGCUGCCGCAAAAUCCCGACCCCUGCUCAACAACAUGAGCGGCGCACCCAUCAAAUUCGAGAUUCCCGACGAGUACCGAACGUUUCUGCCUUUCCCCCGCCUUCCGCCUGAAAUCCGCCAGCAGAUAUGGCGUGAGUCCGUUUCGACGCCGGGGAUGCAUUUUGUGAAGCUGGAGAGUCGGGGCCGACACUGGAGGUGGAUAUCGUUGAACAGACUGGCGCAGUUGAUCACACAGCAGCAGGACACCGAAAAGGACGACGACGAAGAAGACGACGACGAGAUAGCACACGAGGUCAAAAAUGAAGUAACUCCCAAGCCGCUGUGGGACACCCGUCUGGUACCCAUAUAUCCAAACCAAAAGUCCGACAUCUCCAGCUACCAUGGCCUCAACAAGCAGAUUGCAGCUCUGACGACAGUCUGCGGAGAGUCAAAGGCUGUAGUUGACAACUUGAUAGCCAAAGACGGCGUCCUAAAGCUGAGCAACGGUAAGCUGGUGGCUUUGGAGGCGUCGUCUGAUGUUAUCUACCUCGAAUAUUUCCCUCCUGAGCUCUUUGAAAGCGGGUGCGGCUACGACAUCGAUCCCAACUGCUCCAGCUUGGACAACAUAAAACGAGUAGCAGUGCGUUAUUGCCAUCAGUGGCAGGAGAAGCCGCUGCCGACAGUCUGCUCGCUGUGCGGACUCGUCCAUGAUACGACGGGCGGCAUCAUCUAUCCGAAGCACUUGUACCAUUUCCUAGCGAGACAUUUGCCCAACGUGGAAGAGUUUUAUUUUGUGGACUAUUUCCUUUUGCGCAAACCAGUACAGUCAAAUGCCGGUCCCGGCAAACUACCCACACGCAAGUAUCAAUGCGGCAACCGAACGUUUUACGAGGCAAAUGACGAGCAUUGGAAUGUGAAGCCGCAACUUGUCAAAAUGCAGACGUGGCUGCAGGACAGAUUCAUUCGUUAUGCCAAAGCCAGCCGAUUAAGCCGCCACGAAAACCCUGAAAAGGUGCGAUUCAGCAUUUUGGCCUGCGAGUGGGAUAUAGUCCCGCCGCUGUCACUCAAAGCGCAGCCCACGCCACCAGCUCAAAAGGGCCGUAACAAGCGCAUGCUUUACGAAGAUCAUGCGCUGCGUCGAAGUCGGCGGCGACUCCUGCGCCAGAAGUCACGCAAUGCACAGCUGAUAAACUCCAAUGCAUUCACGGCCAAUGUGCCGUUCAUAUUCGGUAAUCCAAACAACUCGUUUGACUUUACCUUUACAGUUGACAGGAGGCAGACGUAAAUGGAAUCAUAAUUUGGAGAUGAAGCUUUCUUUUGUCGGAUUGGAUGAUUAUGCCAUGGAUUGGGCUUUAGAGGACAAGGCGUCAGACGGAAUGCGGGCUUUCUUCUUCUGCAUGUGUGGCAAUGGUAAACGAAAAAGAGAAAUAACGAAAAAGGCAUGCGAGCUGUACGAUAAAAUGAUUGAGUUAAACAAAUACCCUAAAGAACUGGAUGACUAUUAUUGUUACCUAACGAGUUGAAUUACAAGUUUUU